UUUAUGAAACAUUUUUCUAAAAUCAAUGUGAAACAAAUAUCAUAAGUAACAAGUGUUUUAUCCAAACGAAGUGUGUGACAUUUUGCUUCACCUUAUCCAACCCUGUGAGUGUCAAAAACCCUGCAAACUCAUCACCACGCCAACUCCCCAACCCCGUCAUCUAUGGUGUCAAAACCGAUACAAAAAUCCACGAAUCAAUCAUAUUAAUGUUCACAACCCACUUUCUACCACCACCGUUUCCCAUCACAAUUCAUUUACACCUGCCAACAACAAUGGAACUCUCUUCCUCCUUUUCACUCUCCCCAAAACCAUGCCCAACCCCACCAACUAACUUCUCAUUCUCAUCCUCAUUGUCUCCCUUCCCUAUCCAAAUUUUAAUAAAAAACUCCAAAUCCCAAAACCCUAAAAAUCGCGUUUUCGCAGUUACCAUAGAUCCAACAAAAGACCUCCCUAAAAACAAUCCUCAACGACUUCUAAAAGAACUCGCAGAACGCAAAAAACUCACUUCUCCAAAAUCAAAAGGACCUCCAAGAAGGUACAUCUUAAAACCACCACUAGACGAUAAAAAAUUAGCAGAAAGGUUUCUCAAUAGCCCUCAACUAUCUCUCAAAUCGUUCCCUCUGUUGAGUUCUUGUUUACCUUCGUCGCGUCUCAACAAUGCGGAUAAAAUUUGGAUUGAAGAGUAUUUACUCGAAGCGAAACAAGCUCUAGGGUACUCACUUGAACCUUCAGAGACACUAGAGGAUGAUAAUCCUGCAAAACAAUUCGACACUCUGUUGUAUUUAGCGUUUCAGCAUCCUUCUUGUGAGAGAUCGAAAACGAAACACGUGAAGUCUGGGCAUUCGAGGUUGUGUUUUUUGGGGCAGUUUGUGCUUGAAUUGGCAUUGGGUGAAUUCUUCUUGCAGAGGUAUCCAAGGGAAUCGCCGGGUCCAAUGAGGGAGAGAGUGUUUGGAUUGAUAGGGAAGGAGAAUUUGCCUAAGUGGAUUAAAGCUGCUAGUUUGCAGAAUUUGAUAUUUCCUUAUGAUAAUAUGGAUAAGAUUGUGAGGAAGGACAGAGAAGGACCUGUUAAGUCGGUAUUUUGGGCUUUGUUUGGAGCAAUCUAUCUUUGUUUUGGUCUUCCAGAAGUCUACCGCGUACUUUUUGAAGUCUUUGGAAUGGAUCCAGACGCUGAGAAUUGCCAGCCCAAGUUGCGCAGACAACUUGAAGACGUCGAUUAUGUAUCUGCUGAGUUUGAAAGCAAGCUAAACUGGCAAGAUAUAGUAGCUUAUAAGCCUCCUGCAGAUGCUCUGUUUGCUCAUCCAAGGCUGUUUAGAGCUUGUGUUCCCCCUGGCAUGCAUCGGUUCAGAGGAAAUAUAUGGGAUUAUGAUAGCAGACCCCAAGUUUUGAGAACACUUGGAUAUCCAUUAGAAAUGACAGACAGAAUUCCAGAAAUUACUGAAGCCAGGAACGUAGAGCUUGGGCUUGGAUUGCAGCUUUGUUUCCUGCAUCCAUCCAAGUACAAAUUUGAGCAUCCUCGAUUUUGCUUUGAGAGAUUAGAAUAUGUUGGCCAAAAGAUACAGGAUUUGGUGAUGGCUGAAAGAUUGUUGAUGAAGCAUUUAGAUGCUCCUGGGUUGUGGCUACAAGAGAAACAUCGUCGCACUCUUAUGAACAAACACUGUGGAAGAUAUUUGAGGGCCAAACAUCUCCACGGCUUUAUUAUAUAUGAUGAUAAGGUUCAAGACGCCUAUGAGCGCAACCGGAGACGUAGAAAUCCAGCCACAACAGCUGUUAAUCAAGCUAUUCACGGGCUCUCAUAUCUUGUUUAUGGAAAACGUGACGUGAGACGACUGAUGUUUGAGUUUUUUGACUUUGAGCAGAUUCAGCCUAAAGAGGUCUAAAUAUGAGACAAUUAUGACAUCGCAAUAGAAGUACUUUCAGUUUGUUUUUCAACUUUUUUUCUUCUUUUACAUAUCAUGAUUUGAUCCACCUAGUUUUAGGUUAUAUACAAAUUCUUCUUUGGAAGUUGCUCUUGUAUAUAUUGAUUGUAUUUUAUAUUUUGGUAUUGGGUGCCUUAGAAGAUACGUAUGUGACUUGUUCGAUUUGACUUAAAUCAUGGAGCAAAACAUUGAUGACUUAAGAUUUUAA
Molecule: messenger RNA, 2124 nt
Organism: Cicer arietinum (chickpea)
Lineage: Eukaryota; Viridiplantae; Streptophyta; Magnoliopsida; Fabales; Fabaceae
Product: ribonuclease III domain-containing protein RNC1, chloroplastic
Biological process (GO): regulation of gene expression; RNA processing
Cellular component (GO): nucleus
Molecular function (GO): ribonuclease III activity; double-stranded RNA binding
Source: RefSeq, a predicted model, not a curated record